Molecule: messenger RNA, 2645 nt
Organism: Betta splendens (Siamese fighting fish)
Lineage: Eukaryota; Metazoa; Chordata; Actinopteri; Anabantiformes; Osphronemidae
Product: adhesion G-protein coupled receptor G2-like
Exons: 14
Coding region: 839-2374 (511 amino acids)
Biological process (GO): cell surface receptor signaling pathway; adenylate cyclase-activating G protein-coupled receptor signaling pathway
Cellular component (GO): membrane
Molecular function (GO): G protein-coupled receptor activity
Source: RefSeq, a predicted model, not a curated record
GAGCAAACUCAGAGUGGGUUAAAUAAAAUAAAAAUAUUUUUCUGGAAAAAGUAACUUUUCAGGUUUACAUAAUCAGUUUCAUUUACAAAUACUGAACAUCUAAACAUUAGACCAAACUGGAAAAUGUUGCAGUUAUCUAACCACCCAGAGUGUGGUUUGCAUUUUCCUUCCAAAGAGGAAGAAAUUGUGAAUGAAGAGGAACUGGUCUCAGGCUUUGGGAUCCAUUCUUUCUGUUGGUUUUCCCAUUGAUAGAAAUGGUGAUAGGCAGUUGUAGCCUGAAACCGCCCCUGAAACGUGUCUAGUUCACAUACAGACCAAUAGUGAGUCAAGUAUAGAAGCAAAAUAUCCAAUUGUAAAUAAAUAAGAUGUACUGUUUGCAUUAUGAGACACUUUCAGGAGACACUUUUGCAGCUUUUUAAAAGCUUCCUCAUUUUAUUCACAGUCAUUUACAUGUUUUUUUUACUGUGAUAUAUGACGCUUAUAUGCACAGGUUUCCUUCAGUUGGAUUCUUUUUAUUGUCACACAAAUGACUGUGUAUUUUCUGCAGUUCAUUUUCACAGAAACCCGGUAAGAAGUGAAGGUAGGAAACAUUAUGGUUGUAAUUACCUCAAACACCAGACGUAGCUACUGUGUCUGUACAGUGCUGUUACAAAAAAGUUGUUUGUGUUUUGAGUGUAUGUUGUUGGUCAUCAAGCUUGAUGUGUCUGCUUCUGUCCUGUACUCUGCUUUCACUUGAUAUUACAGUAGUUUACAGUGUUUGUACUAUUUAUUUUAAUUAAAUCAUUGCCUUCAUAGAUAUUACCACCAAUUCUGCUUUAAAAAAGCAUUUUAGCAACGAAUGACCUGGUGUUUGCACUGGUGGUUGGUUCAGUUUUUGAUAUGUCAUGCAAUGACCUGUAACGCUGAUGCUGAAGAAAUUUCGGCAGAUCCUCGACAUUGUAUGGAAGAUGUAAGCACAAAUUUGACUAAAGGAGACUUUCAAAAUUUUAUCAAAGUCAUUGACAGCCUGCAAAAAGGACUAGAGAAUACAAAUGUGAUGGGCACUACAUCCAUGUCUGCUGGUAAUUUGGUUGCUCUUCUUAACAAAGCCAACCCCUCCACAAGCCUCAAAAUUCACGCCAAUAAUAAUGAGGCAAAGCUAGAGGCUGUCUCCAACAGCAAAGUGAUUGUUCAGUUGCCAAAAGGUUUGGGUGCUGGACCAACCAACACAGUUGUGUUCUGCAUGGUCAUCUUGAAUGAACAAAAUAGGCUCACGUGGGGAGGCCCAGGUUUGAUAUAUGAUGGCAGACUGGUCGGCCUGAGUGUGAGUGGGACGCCUGUCUCAGGACUACAGGAAUGUGUGAACAUCACUAUAAACAUGACCACAACCAUAAAUGAGACCCAGGAACCCAUGUGUGUGUUCCUCAAUUUUACCACUAAGAACUAUAGUAGUGAAGGCUGCCAAACCCUGUGGGAACGUGAUCAGACCUACAUCACCUGUUCCUGUGACCACCUCACGUACUUCACCGUUCUCAUAGUGAAUUCUUCUCCUUCACCAAGUAACCAGAAGAUUCUGUCAUACAUCACACUGAUUGGUUGCAGUCUUUCCCUCUUUGGCUUAAGUAUCGCGGUUUUGCUUUUCAUCACACAUAAGAAAUUCAGAGCCGAUGUUUCCAUGAAGGUUCACAUCAGCCUUGUGUUCGCGCUGAUUCUCCUCAACGUCCACUUUCUCCCCAGUGAGAUGGUGGCAGCACUCUCCUCCAAUAGUCUCUGCGUUUACAUGGCUCUUGCUCUUCACUACUCUCUUCUGGCCACCUUCAGCUGGAUGGCCUUAGAGGGGUUCCACCUUUACCUUCUCUUAGUGAGAGUAUUCAAUAUCUACAUCCGGAGAUACCUGCUCAAACUCAGUGUGGUGGGAUGGGGUGUUCCUGCUGUCAUUGUGUCCCUGGUGGUCAUAAUAGACCAAACAGCGUAUGGUUAUACCCCUGUGGACUCAUCUAACCCAAACGGCACCGCAAUAUGCUAUGUAACCAAUACCACAGCGAUGAUGGUGACUACAAUGGGAAUGAUUUGCUUGGUGUUCCUCUUUAAUGUGAUCAUGUUGGGGGUGACAGUUCGACGUUUGAUAAGUCUGAGACAAGGCCAAGAGACAAACCGUUCUAGUACCACAAAAGACAUCUUCACUCUGCUGGGAAUCAGCACUCUGCUCGGCAUCACAUGGGGUGUGGGCUUCUUCUCAGUAACCACUGCUGGUCAAUAUGUCUUCUGCAUCUUGAACUCUCUGCAAGGUUUCUUAAUCUUUCUGUGGUUUGUGAUGUCUUUAAGAAAAGCACAAAAAGCAGCUGCUGAAAUAAGAAAUGACACACAAACCACCAGUGGACCUAAAAGCAAGUAACACAUCAGGUGGAUGACUGCAAUUAUUAGUAAAAAAUCUAAAUGUUAGCUUGUCUUUAUUAUUACUGUGCAUUAUAAGAAGAAACAGUAAUGCAAAGAAUUUAUUAUUUGUAAAACAUUCUCAGUUAUGUAUAUUUCUGUUGGUCAGUUGCAUUGAUAAAUGCUGACAUUUUGUUGUACAUUUGCAACAAUUAAAGUAUUUCCGUGGUUAUUUUAUGUUCUACUCCUGUUCAUAUAUACACACCAUGAACUACAAUCUACUACUACAAACU